Molecule: messenger RNA, 642 nt
Organism: Trichoplax adhaerens
Lineage: Eukaryota; Metazoa; Placozoa; Uniplacotomia; Trichoplacea; Trichoplacidae
Exons: 4
Coding region: 1-642 (213 amino acids)
Cellular component (GO): cytoplasm
Source: RefSeq, a predicted model, not a curated record
AUGGGAUGCAACGUUGUGCAAUAUGAUGGCAGACGAUCAAGUGGCGAAAGUGAUGGAACUGAAUCAGGAGUAGUCUUGAGUCAAUAUACAUUAUCGACUUGGAUUGCAGCCAAAGUGGCCUUACUGAGUCAGCGUAGUCUGGUAGACAGACCGGUAAGUGCACAUUGCAUCAUCUUAGCCAUUGGCCUGGUGUCCAUCUUUGAUCGUUGGUUAAUGAUGGAGAGUGUUGCAUCUCGUGCAUCCGCUGCUUUGGAAGAAGUUGUUAAAGAAGUGGAAGAUCGCUAUAUUCGAAAAUUACAGGGCAAAGCUUACAGAUGUUGUGCAGCUUGUUGUGAAAACAAAUCUCUAACUGGCCAUCUUGUACAAGACUGCGUAACCAAUUGCGUUAGUGAUGUCAAUAGGGCUCAAGAAAUUUGCAAUCAAGAAUUUGGUAACUUUCAGGAACGACUUAAUAGAUGUGCGCUAGAUUGCCAAGAUAAAAUUAAAGACAAAAUGAGUAGCAACAUGAAUGACGUAGAAAUGUCUAAAUUAACUAAACAGAUGGAACAAUGUUUUAGUGAAUGCGUCGAUACCCGAAUUAAACUUUUAGCCAAAAUGAGGAAAAGGCUAGCGUCUCAGUUGGAUAAAAUGGUUGAUUUCUAG